Molecule: messenger RNA, 2655 nt
Organism: Acipenser ruthenus (sterlet)
Lineage: Eukaryota; Metazoa; Chordata; Actinopteri; Acipenseriformes; Acipenseridae
Product: heparan sulfate glucosamine 3-O-sulfotransferase 1-like
Exons: 2
Coding region: 721-1596 (291 amino acids)
Molecular function (GO): [heparan sulfate]-glucosamine 3-sulfotransferase activity
Source: RefSeq, a predicted model, not a curated record
UUCCCAGUAGAGUCGUCUCAGUGUUUGAAACAAACGCACUCACUGGCACAGACACACUCUCACACUCGCACAGACUUACUGUCUCUGUGACCGAGCGACUCAGCCUUUCACAGAACGAGAGAAGGACGAAGAAAGAGGAGGAAAGAGGGAAGGGAGAGAGGGAGGGAGGUAGAGAGGAGUGCAGCGAAGACCAUUAAAAUAAGGAAGCCUGUCUACCUGCAAAACAAGCAAAAAGGAUAGAAAAGGAAAUCAAACUGAAAAGAUCACCAUCCCUCCGGGAGAUGCACAUCAUUGGCCUGGCUUGGCUGGGCUGGGCUGGGCUGGGCUCUCCAGACAUGGUCAGGACAUUCCUGAGCACCUGCAACAUUUUCAGAGAGCUUGUAAAAACAAGAAACUCCAGCUCUCUGAAUAAAUGAUACGCGCAUUCUCCCUGCUUGGGAAUAGGACCCUGAAUCUGUAAAACUAACUGACAACGUAAAACUUCCAACAAUCAGACUGCGUUCUCCCUGCUUCAUCCCUGAAUCUAGCUGGCAUUGUAAUAAUAAUAAUAAUAAUAAUAAUAAUAAUAAUAAUAAUAAUAAUUAAUUAAUUCUUAGUGCAUUUUCAGAGAGAAGGGCAUUAAAUACCAGCGAGAAACUUCGCCCCCUCCCCCUGAAUAAAUAACAAGACUGUUCACUCUCCCUGCCUCUGGCACUGAGCUCCUUGUCAGUCUUCACAGUGAUGGUCGGGACUCUGCUCCUCCUCUCCCUCCUCUUCCUCUCCCUCCUCCUCCUCCUCCAGGCGCAGCUCUCCUCCUGCCUGCAGGGGGGAGGAGGGGGUCCCACUCAGCGGCUCCCGGGGGCCAUCAUCAUUGGGGUGCGGAAGGGGGGCACCCGGGCGCUGCUGGAAAUGCUCAACGUGCACCCCGACAUCCGGGCGGCGAAAUCCGAGGUCCACUUCUUCAACCGGGACCAGAACUACCAGCGCGGGCCAAGCUGGUACCGAGCCCAGAUGCCAGAAUCCCUGCCGGGUCAGCUGACCGUGGAGAAGACCCCCGGGUACUUCUCCUCCCCGGUGGCCCCCGAAAGGGCCCGGGCGCUGAACGCCUCGCUGCGGCUGCUCCUCAUCGUGCGGGACCCCGUGGAGAGGCUGGUGUCAGACUACACCCAGGUGCUGAGCAACCGGCGAGAGAGAGGCAAGGGCUACCCGCCGCUGGAGCGGCUGCUGAUCCGAGAGGGGAGGGUGGACCCGAGCUACAAAGCGGUCCAGCGCAGCGUGUAUCACCUCCAGCUGGCGGCCUGGCUGCGCUGCUUCCCCCCGGGGCAGAUCCACGUGGUCGACGGGGAUGCCCUGAUCCGGGAUCCUUUCCCCGAGCUCCGCAGGGUGGAGGGCUUCCUCUCGCUGGCCCCCGCCAUCGCCCCCUCCGACUUCCGCUUCAACCACACCAAGGGCUUCUUCUGCCUGGAGAGCGGGGGCCGGCAUCGCUGCCUGGACGAGUCCAAGGGGCGCCCGCACCCCCCCGUCCGGCCGGCCGUCCGCCAGCGGCUCUGCCGGCACUUCAGAGAGCACAACCGGAGGUUCUUUGAGAUGGUGGGGCGCAGCUUCGACUGGUGCUGAAUCCGGGCUGAAGCAGGGCUGGAUCGAGGCCGGAUCAGGGUUGAAUCGGGGCUGAAUCAGACCUGAAUCGGGGCUGAAUCAGUGCUGGAUCGGACCUGAAGCGGGGCUGGAUCAGUGCUGGAUCGGGGCUGAAUCAGGGCUGGAUCGAGGCUGAAUCGGACCUGAAGCGGACCUGAAGCGGGGCUGAGUCUGGGCUGGAUCGGGGCUGAAUCUGACCUGAAUCUGGGCUGAAUCGGGGCUGAACUACAUUGGAACUGAACUGGAAUUAAACUGGAACUGUCAAUCAAAUCCUGAUUGAUUAAAAUCAUUAAAAAUGAAUUAAUUAAUUUUCUCUCUCUCCUCCUUUCUCUCCUUUCUCUCUCUCUCCUUUCUCUCUUUGGUUCGGUAGAUGGUUUGGUAGACUGAUUUUAUAAUUGAUAAACUUCUUUAGAAUUAAUAAAAAAAUAAAUAAACAAAAAUAAAGUCGGAUUUAUAAGUCUUGCAAGGUUUUGUUUGAAUGUACAGAAAAAGUUUAGAAACACUAAAAUAAUUCAAUGGCAAACGUUUCCACUAGAAGUCUCUCUGUGUCUUCAGUGUAAAUUCAAUGGCAAACGUUUCCACUAGAAGUCUUUCUCAGCGUCUUCAGUGUAAAUUCAAUGGCAAGCGUUUCCACUAGAAGUCUUUCUCAGUGUCUUCAGUGUAAAUUCAAUGGCAAACGUUUCCACUAGAAGUCUUUCUCAGCGUCUUCAGUGUAAAUUCAAUGGCAAGCGUUUCCACUAGAAGUCUUUCUCAGUGUCUUCAGUGUAAAUUCAAUGGCAAACGUUUCCACUAGAAGUCUCUCUCAGUGUCUUCAGUGUCAAUUCAAUGGCAAACGUUUCCACUAGAAGUCUUUCUCAGUGUCUUCAGUGUAAAUUCAAUGGCAAACGUUUCCACUAGAAGUCUUUCUCAGUGUCUUCAGUGUAAAUUCAAUGGCAAACGUUUCCACUAGAAGUCUUUCUCAGUGUCUUCAGUGUAAAUUCAAUGGCAAACGUUUCCACUAGAAGUCUUUCUCAGUGUCCUCAGCUCUAGCCAGUGUAGAGC